Molecule: messenger RNA, 935 nt
Organism: Brassica napus (rape)
Lineage: Eukaryota; Viridiplantae; Streptophyta; Magnoliopsida; Brassicales; Brassicaceae
Product: protein FAR1-RELATED SEQUENCE 5-like
Exons: 3
Coding region: 237-821 (194 amino acids)
Source: RefSeq, a predicted model, not a curated record
CCUGAAUAACUAAGAAUUCAAAUGAUUUAACAUUAUAAAUUUUUGAUCCAUAUGCAGCACUAACUCGUUUGAGAUUUGUUUUGUUUUCCUUUCACCCCUCAAAUAUUUGUUUCUUUCUCUUCAGCCCCUAAUUAAUUUAUUUUCUGUUAUUCAAAACAAGCCCCACUCAAUUUCUAAAAUAUCAAUUUAGGUCACCUCUCUCUCUCGCCGAAGAUCCUUUCUGAUCGUCAAAAUCCAUGGAGCCUCGUGAAGGCACUGAGUUUGAAUCCGAGGAAGCGGCCAAGAUGUUCUACGACGAUUACUCUAGAAGUUUAGGGUUCGUGAUGCGUGUGAUGUCUUGUCGGAGAUCCGAGAGAGACGGAAGAAUCCUUGCCCGGAGAUUCGGCUGUAAUAAAGAAGGUCGAUGUGUUAGUGUUCGUGGCAAGUCUGGUUCUGUCAGGAAACCAAGACAGAGCACGAGAGAAGGUUGUAAGGCCAUGGUUCAUGUCAAGUACGACCGGUCUGGUAAAUGGGUCGUAACCAAGUUCGUUAAAGAACAUAACCAUCCGCUUGUCGUAGAACCACGACAGGCGCGUCAGAGUUUGGAUGAGAAGGACAAGAGGAUUCAAGAGUUGACGAUAGAGCUGAGGAACAAGAAGCGGUUAUGCGCAGCGUAUAAGGAGCAGCUAGAUGCGUUUGCGAAGAUCGUUGAGGAAUAUAGUAAUCGGAUGUCGAAGAGAGUUGAGAGUGUGGUUGAGAAUUUGAAGGAGUUUGAAGAAAUAGAGUUCGAGCUGUUGCGUAGUAAACAAGAUGCUAUUUAUAAGCCAGCUUUAAAUGUGUGAUGCUUUGUAUAUUCUAGAUGUAAUCUAGAUGUUAUUGAAUCUUAGUUUAUGGAAUGUAAUGUGAGAAACUGUGUAACUAUAUAUGUUUAAUGUAAUAUUACCAUUUCUUAAAAA